UUAGUUUAAACUUUCAACUUUGGCACAUGAAUAAUUAAUUAAAGCUUUCCCUGACCAAUGGUAUAGUAGUUUUUGCACACGGCAAACUCUUAUGAAUGAAACUCUGAGGUAGUACUACGAUACAGCCGUUAUGCAAGUGGCUGUGAAUGGUUGCCAAUGACAACGUGUUGCACACGGUAAAUUCUGAUCAUUUAUAAUAUGGAUUCUACCGGGUUGUUAAAGCUCAAAUUAAAACAUUCCAGUUUAAAUGUCUUCAAAAUGCAUUCUGAAACACAAGUUAUCAAUUAUUUUGAUGUAGAUAGUGGUAAUAAAUUAAUAUUUCCUAAGUAUCGGCAACUUCCGCCAUUAAAAAGGGGGCGUGGCCCAACCCAUGGCGAAAUUAGGUUGAGCGAGCUGCAUGACCUGCUGCGAACGCGUAGAAACAUAGCGUCUCUCGUAAGACACUUAUCGCUGUGAAAAUUGGCAUACAUGUAGAUCAAUAGAUUCCCCAGAUGCAAAAAAAAUUUGGUAGUGACAAAUUUUUUCCUUCUACUUAAUUUUAAUGAUGAAAGUUGCCUUAUAUUUACCAAGGAUUUUCUCAAAGCUGACUGAUUGUAAAUGAAAAAGAAAUUGAUUAAAAUCUAGGCCAAGAUGUCUACCUAAUUAUAAGGCCGAAAACGGAACUCAAAUAUAUAUCGAAAGUACUAAUUUAAUAAUAAAUAGACACACACAUCGGAAAAUUAAAAACUCUGAUUUUUCGGCGCCGAUUGCGAAAUCCCAUACACAAAAAGUAGUAGUCUCCCUUGACUUACCGAAGUAUCUAGACAUGGUCAUAGCAACAUAUAAAAACCUAAUCAAUCAGAAUACAGAACUAGACUUAGACCAUGGAAAUGGCUUUUAAAAAUCAUCUUCUUAGGCUUAGACUCUAAGUCUAAGAAAUGUAGACUUUUACUUAGACUUAUAAUUAUAAUAUAUAAGAUACAAGCAAUAAUACUAAUAAUAGCACUAAUACUAAUACUAUUACUAUCAUUCAAUAUUAAUUAAAAUUAAUUCAAUUAAAAUUUUGCGUUAAACACAUUAAAAGUAUAGUUCAAAACAAUCCAUAAUGCAGCUAAUUAUGCAUAAUCCUUUUUUUUUAAAUUACCAAACUAGCGGUAAUAAACCUUAUUUGUCUAAUUCCCAGCCGACUGCGUAUAACCCUGAGAGUUAUACGUAGUCGGCUGGGAAUAUGCGCAGCCGACUGCGUAUAACGCUUCCCUUAUUUUUAAGAGUCAACUUCACACUUUGACUUUGUAAGUUUGACUUGUGGAAGUCAUUGACUGAGACUGAGACUCACGUCAUUGAGUGAGUGAGACUCCAGUUAUUAUUCAAUAAUUAUAAUAAAUUUAAAAAAAAUUAUAAUAAUCUAGCUUAACUACCUAGGCCAUAGACUAAGCUGUAGGCCUACUCAACUGUAUUGACUAUAAUUAAAAGUAAAAGGCUUAUUUAGUUAUUUAGGCCAAAUAGAGAGGUAUAUAUAAAUUUAAUAGGCUAUAUUAUACAGUAGGGCCAUAGCUAAAUUUCAUGAAUCUAGUCAUCUCCGUAGAGUGGGGGGAGGAAGGGGCCAACCGUAAGUCCUCAGAUGAAAAAAGUGGAUACUCAAAAUUUUCAUCAAAUUCGCUUACCAGUCCGAAGCUGGCUUCUAGGACAACUCCAAGUUUAAGUGUUUGACAAAUAUAAGUAAAUUUAAACUACAUAAACAAAAUUGUAAAAAUAGUUUCAAUUAUAAAAUUGUAGGCCUAUUAAGUGAGUGUUCAGUACACUGACUGAUUUUUGCAUGCAAUAUCAGAAUCAGGUAAAAUUGUUUUUAAAAAGCAACAGCUGCAGUGCAUUAAUUUAUAGUUGUGAUGGUGCUUAGACAGUGGGGAAAAAUGCCAAUAUGCCUUCAACUGAUGAAACAGAUUCAUUUUAGAACUUGGUGUUAUGAUAAAUUUGGUGAUUACGUUUUUCCAACAACUCUCUUAACAUUCUUUGGCAUUUUGACAUGUGCCUUUAAAUCCAAUGCACCCUUAUUGGCAACAGACAAAUAAGUUCCACUGCCACUUGUCAAACUUUCAGCUUCCCACCCUAUUGAUCAGUGCAAAAACCUGGGUAAAAGGUUUUCAGUGCAUUUAUAAAUAAACUAACAUUUUUAAAAUUUUUAUAUUUAACUUAAAAAAUUAAAUUAUUUAUCAAUUAUUAUGAACAAGUGUUACCGUUAUGCAUUAAGUUUACAAAAAUAUCUUCCGGAACGUGAAGUAUCGGAGCUAACCUUUUAGUAACCUACCAUUGAACUAUAUAUUGCUGGUGCGCGUGUUAAGUUCAUGGUACAGAAAUAGUAGAUACCAGAACACAGAAAAGUAAAUAAGAAGGUUUUUAUUGGGGACGGACAGGGGAAAAAGUCAUAUUUCUAAAAAGCCGGGUGGACAUGGUUCUAAAAAGAGGACAUGUCCGGGGAGACCCAGACAUAUGGUAAACCGGGGGGAGGGGGGUGUUAAAAAAUUUGCCAGAAUUGCCUGAUGUAAUUUAUGGAUGGCUUCUAUCUUAAGAGAACUAGGUUAUAAAGUAUAACCUUAAUUACAUAAACUAUUAUAGUUACUAAGCUAGGCCAUAGCCUAUGCUACAGGCAAGGGACCCUACUAGGCAUUGGUUAGGGCAAUUAGGCUAAGGGAUGUUGAUAUAGUGAAAUAUAGUAUUAUGUGUUUUGUUUAGGUAUCUUGAUAUUGAUAAUCAGUUUUUUAAAUCCAUUCCAAUUAAUUUAGUCAUGGUUAUUUUCAAAUUUAUAAGUCCUCAUAGAACUUUGCUAGUAUUAGGUAGGCCAUACUUUCAUAAAAUAACAAAUUAACAGGUCAGUGCUGUAACUAUGAACAUGCAGCUGUUCAAGACAAAAAUUCACAUUUAAAUAAUUUACUUACAUGCAUACAGAUAAAAAAUAUUCCUUCCUUAACUUAAUUGGAAGCCAUUUCUUGUAAAAAGUCAGUUUUCAAUAUUCAUGAACAGUUUUUGUAAAUCUUUUCUUUUCAGAACACUGCCGAGUGAUAAUACCGAUGGCAACCAUUGAUCCUGCUUACCGCAACUUGAUUCAGUUUGUACCAGCACAGGUUGAGUUGACAAGUUAUGAAAGAAUCAAACACGUUGACCGUACACUAUCCAGAAAAGAUGCUGGUGAUGCUGCUAAAAACUUUUAUGAAUCCAUCAUAAAUGAACCGCCUGGCGUGCAAUCUUCUGAUCAUUUGAGAGAAAGUAAGAAAGAAAAAAGGACUAAAGAUAUAAGAAAAUAUCGAGUUAACCAUUGUAAAGAAAAAAUUUGUCGAGAUGACAGAAAUACUCGAAUUCACAGCAGGCUUAAAGAGGAAACACAUCAAACAAAGCAACUUAGCACGAACAGUGUAGAGGAAAGUAGGGCAGUGGUUUCUUCAACAUUUCCAAACAACAGUUAUUUGAACCAAGGGUUAGAGGUCAUAAACUCUUCUGAGACAUCUACAAAUAGCCAGUUAGAGCCAGAGUCAGCAGCCUGUCGGACCAAUUCAACCUAUUCACCAAUAUUAACUAAGGAAAAAAGACAUCAUUUUAAAUUAUUGCAAUAUGGUCAACUGGGAGAGUUGCAUGAGGUAAAGAAACUUUUAACCAACGGUGCUGAUAUUAACUAUAGAGAUUUUUACGGCUGGACAGUGUUAAUGUGUGCUGCUACCGAAGGACAUUCAGAACUUGUCCGUGUUUUACUUGAGUGUGGUGCCGAUAGGGCAUUAACUAAUUCUAAUGGUCAAACAGCUGCAGAGCUUGCUAAUUAUGAAGGACAUAGUGAUCUAGCGCAUGAAAUAAAUUGUUUUAAACAAUGCAAUCCCAUCACAAAAAACUGUGUUGAACAAAAGGAUUUACCUGCAAAGUUUUUCUGUUCAAUUUGUAAUGCCGAAUUUUCAGACCAAGAAAAACAGAGUCACCAGACUUCAACCAUUCACUUGUUUAAUUGCAAACAUAAACCGAAAAGCCCUGCUUACUUAAUACCUGAGAACAAUAAAGGUUUUCAGAUGCUGUUGAAAACUGGAUGGAAUGUCACCCAAGGUUUGGGCCCUAAUGGAGAGGGACCAAGAUACCCUGUGAAGACUAUUUUGAAAAGAGAUAGAAUCGGCCUGGGUGGUGAGAGCGGAACUAAAAGAAUUACACACUUCAACCCUCGUGACCAAACAGCAGUUGCACGGCCGGGGAGUAAUCCUGAAAGAAAAUUGACGGCCAGAAAAGCUGCAAAGUAUGCUGCUAAAUUAAAAGAAAGGAAAACUAAGCAACUUGAAAAGCAUCUUCGACAACAGUUUAAUGAAGCAUUCUGAUUUAAAAAUUCCAUGUGCCGAAAUUAAAUGUGAUAACCAAGCUAUUGAGCAAUCUAUUUAUCUGUCCACUAUUGUAUAUAAUAUAAAUGUAUGUGUCGAAACACUGUAUGAAGGUUUGUACUAACUAGAUGGGUUGAUUAAAAUAUUGGCUACCCGGUACUUGAUUUGUAAAACUUGACAUUUGAAUGACAUGAUGUGGAUUGGAUUCUUUGAAUGAAAAAGAAUAAAAUGAUAAAGAGAAAGAAAAAUAAUUCAUACAUUUAUAGAGGG
Messenger RNA from Lymnaea stagnalis (great pond snail), 4592 nucleotides. Lineage: Eukaryota; Metazoa; Mollusca; Gastropoda; Lymnaeidae. The record is from the annotation of a GenBank genome assembly.